UGUCAAAAAAUCUCACCAUUCAUAUUUGUACCUUAUGAGCCAAUUGUGCAUGGAACUUUUGGAGUCGACCAAUCUGAACCUUGGGACAUAUUGAUAAAACAAAUAAAAGAUUUAAUUGCUGAAAUAAUGGUUGGAAGCCGUGGAUUCGGUUAUUCAGAUUAUAAUGGUUUAUACAUUGAACCUUACGAGCCAAUUGCGCAUAGAACUUUUGGAGUCGACCAAUCUGAUUGGAAUAUAAUAGUACUACGAAUAAAAGAUAUUUUUGCUGAAAUAAUGGCUGGAAGUCGUGGGAUUGGACACCCAGAUUAUGAUGG
Molecule: messenger RNA, 314 nt
Organism: Racocetra persica
Lineage: Eukaryota; Fungi; Glomeromycota; Glomeromycetes; Diversisporales; Gigasporaceae
Source: the annotation of a GenBank genome assembly